This is a messenger RNA of Rhinocladiella mackenziei CBS 650.93, 690 nucleotides long. RefSeq lists its product as uncharacterized. The transcript has a single exon. The coding region runs from base 1 to 690 and encodes 229 amino acids. NCBI's taxonomy places the organism in Eukaryota, Fungi, Ascomycota, Eurotiomycetes, Chaetothyriales, Herpotrichiellaceae. The record is from RefSeq and is a predicted model, not a curated record.
AUGCCCCGCUCUUUCUCCAUCCCGAGCGGCGAUAAUAAAUUCAUUGAAGUCAAGAUCGCAGAACCUGCUCUCCGCGCUCAGGGCUUGAGUCUACAAACAUGGACGUCCUCUUUCGUUCUGGCCAGCUUGCUACAUAAGCUCAAUGUCGAGAUUUCUCUCACGAAGGCUAUCCCGGUCUUGGAGCUCGGAGCCGGCACAGGCUUAGUCGGGCUGAUGGCCGCAGCUCUCUGGAGGGUCCCCGUCAUACUCACCGAUCUGCAAGGGAUUGUCCCUGGCCUGGCAGGAAAUAUCACACUCAAUGCCGCAAUUGUCAAUGCGACUUUGGUCCAAUGCGGCACGUUGGACUGGGGUGAUCCAGAAUCACUGACCUUGCAAACCGGGACAUCUUAUUUGGCCGAUCAAGACAAAGCCAGCGUAAUUGUCGCCGCGGAUACUGUGUAUUCGGAGGAACAUCCCGAAUUGCUCUCAAAGACCAUUCUCAGUUGGUUAGCACAGGGGCCGGAAUCGCGCGUGAUUGUCACUUAUCCCAUGCGAGUGGCAUAUUUGGACCAGAUUCGAGAGUUGUGGAGUCUCUUGGAAGCUGGAGGAAUGGAAGCCAUCGAUGAAGGGCGUGAGCGAGCGAACAUUGACGACUGGGAUGAUGAAUGCUUGUGCGAAUGGAGUGUUUGGAGAUGGAGACAACAAUCUUAA